UAGGUGCUCCUCUAGUCGCCUUUGAAUUGUUAUGAGUGUGCAAAUUGCAGGAGCUACUAAUCAAGGAAGACGACACAGGAGUUGGAUGAUGCAGUACUUAGGAGAUUGGUGAAGAGAAAAUAUGUACCACUAGGGGUUUCGAACGUCAGAACGCUACUUUUUUAAAACUAAACUGAAGUGCCAGCCUCACGCUUUAUCCAGCGACGAGAUUGAAAAAAAUCGUCAGAGAAACCGAAGGCAAGCUCCAUAGAUUUUGUACAAGUAACAAAGAUUAAUUAUUGGUAAACGUGUUACAGUUUCGAGUCAAGCUAAGAAACAGAACAAAUGGGAAGAGCAUGAACGUUGGAACUCAGAAUUUGGCUCCAAUUUAAAAUUUCUAUUUGAGGUAUGGUGUAAAGCUAAGAAACAACAGAGCAAAAACAAAACAGUCGAAAAUGUUUCAACUCUUUAAAGAAGAAAACUGAUAUUUAGAUGGGUAAUGUGAUUGUGGCGUGGGAGUAUUACUAAUACUCCGUCUAAGGUCAAGCACACAGCACACAGCACACAGCCCUCUCUGGUAGUUAUGGAAUCAGAGAAAGUGUUAAGGGUAAAAUCGUCAUUUCGUAAGCAGGUGAGGCAGACUUACGAAACGGUCUUUGUAGUGAAGAGAAGAAUUUUGAAAUUCAAAAUUAGUUUCUCCGCUCUUCAUCUCUUUCUCUCUCUCUCGCCGUCGUCUGAGUUGGAAUAAAAAAUGAGUAAGAAAUCGACAGAAUCUGACGGUGACGAUAGUGAGAAGCCAUGGACCCUGGCGGAUUUCGAGAUCGGGAGACCACUGGGAAAGGGUAAAUUUGGCAGAGUCUAUCUCGCUCGAGAAGUUAAGAGUAAGUUCAUAGUGGCGCUGAAAGUGAUAUUCAAGGAGCAGAUCGAGAAGUAUAAAAUUCAUCAUCAGCUUCGGAGGGAGAUGGAGAUCCAAACGAGUCUAAGCCACCCGAACAUUCUGGGUCUUUACGGCUGGUUCCAUGACGAUGAGCGCAUUUUCUUGAUUCUCGAGUAUGCUCAUGGCGGUGAGCUCUAUGGCCUCCUCAAAAAGAAUGGUCAUCUCUCUGAAAAGCAAGCCGCCACUUACAUUGCAAGUCUCAGUCAGGCACUAGCCUAUUGCCAUGGAAAAUGUGUGAUUCACAGAGACAUCAAACCUGAAAACUUGUUGCUCGAUCAUGAGGGGAGAUUGAAAAUUGCUGACUUUGGGUGGUCAGUUCAGUCAAGUAACAAGAGGAAAACAAUGUGUGGAACCUUAGACUACUUGGCACCUGAGAUGGUCGAGAAUAGAGAUCACGAUUACGCUGUUGAUAACUGGACGUUAGGUGUAUUGUGUUACGAAUUUCUCUAUGGCCAUCCUCCAUUUGAAGCCGAGAGUCAAAAGGAUACAUUCAAGAGAAUUCUCAAGAUCGAUCUGACUUUUCCUACUGCGCCUAAUGUUUCAGCGGAAGCCAAAAAUCUUAUCAGUCAGCUUCUCGUUAAGGAUCCCUCGAAACGACUCUCCAUUGAUAAGAUCAUGCAACAUCCGUGGAUCGUCAAGAACGCUGAUCCUAAAGGUGUGUGCCUCAGUUGAUGCUAUUCUCCCAAUCUCAGGUCAAAGUAGCUUUAUAUGUAAUCGAAAUAAUGUCUUAACAAGUUCAGAGAAAGUGCAUUCCACCAUGUUAUAUAAUAUAUA
Messenger RNA from Camelina sativa (false flax), 1690 nucleotides. Its product is annotated as serine/threonine-protein kinase Aurora-3. The record is from RefSeq and is a predicted model, not a curated record. Lineage: Eukaryota; Viridiplantae; Streptophyta; Magnoliopsida; Brassicales; Brassicaceae. Gene Ontology annotation, biological process: protein phosphorylation. Gene Ontology annotation, molecular function: ATP binding; protein kinase activity.